Messenger RNA from Nicotiana tabacum (common tobacco), 2128 nucleotides. Its product is annotated as 65-kDa microtubule-associated protein 5. Gene Ontology annotation, biological process: microtubule cytoskeleton organization. Lineage: Eukaryota; Viridiplantae; Streptophyta; Magnoliopsida; Solanales; Solanaceae. Gene Ontology annotation, molecular function: microtubule binding. The record is from RefSeq and is a predicted model, not a curated record. Gene Ontology annotation, cellular component: spindle; cytoplasm.
AAAUCUCAGUACUUUUAUAACGCCAAAAAUCUUUUAAAGUUUUAACACAAUAAAUAUACCCUAAAUGUGAAAAUUUGAAGAACAUUAGCGAUCUUCUUCUACUCAGUGAUUGCCAGGGUUUUUCUCUUCUUCUGCUCAGUGAUUGCUAGGGUUUUUCUUGUGAAGAAUAGAGACAGACAAUGUCAUCAAUGAGUGGUUCCUCUCCGCUUUCUCUUUCUAAAUCGGCCACUACUACUUGUGCCACUCUUCUUCAACAAUUGCAGGAAAUAUGGGAUGAGAUUGGGGAGAGUGACAGCGAGAGGGACAAAAAGCUUCUUCAGGUUGAGCAGGAAUGCCUUGACAUUUACCGUAGAAAUGUAGAGAAAGAGAGAAAAUACAGAGCUGAAUUGCAUCAGUCAUUAGCUGAGGCUGAGGCAGGAAUUUCCAAACUUGUUUCUGCCCUUGGAGAACAAGCUUCUUUGCCAUUGUCUGAAAAGAUGAAAGGCACCCUUAAGCAGAAAUUGUCUGUCGUUGAUCCUGUGUUAAAGGACAUUAGGACAAAGAAACAAGAAAGGAUUAAGGAAUUCUUGAACAUAGAAACGCAGAUAGCGGUGAUUUGUGCAGAAAUAGCAGGAAAUGACAGAGUUAUUGGUCCCACAGAUAUUCAAGUAGAUGAACAAGACCUGACAGCUAAGAGAUUGGGAGAACUGAAGUCACAUCUUCAGGAACUUCAGUCUGAAAAGAAACUCCGUUUGCAACGAGUGAAUAGCUAUAUGAGUGAAAUUCAUGAGCUUUCAGUUGUUAUGUCACUUGAUUUCAAGCAGAUAAUAGCUAAUAUCAAUCCAAGCUUAGCGAAUCAUAUGACUGUACAAUCAAAGAGCAUAAGCAAUGAAACACUUGCUAGCUUGACCAGUGAAGUCAUCUCACUAAAGCAAUUGAAACAGCAACGGCUAGAAAGGCUUCAAGAUCUUGGCAGCUCCCUAAUAGAACUUUGGAACCUCAUGGACAUGCCAAUGGAGGAACAACUGAAGUUUAACCAUAUUACUUCCUUAGUUUCUUCCUCUAUUGAUGAGGUAUCUAAACAAGGAUCUCUUGCCAUUCACAUUGUUGAGCAGGUUGAAGUGGAAGUUGAGCGUUUAAAUGUUCUAAAGACCAGUAAGCUGAAGGAAUUGAUAUUUAAGAGACAAAAUGAGCUCGAGGAAAUCUAUAGGAGUGUUCAUAUGGAUGUAGAUAGUGAGACUGCACGCCAGAUUUUAAUCCAGCUUAUGGAGUCUGGCAGUGAUCUCUCUUAUCUUCUUUCAAGCAUGGAUGAUCAGGUGGUGAAAGCCAAAGAGCAAGCUGCUAGCAGGAAAGAAGUUUUGGAUAAAGUGGAGAAAUGGAAGCAUGCAUCUCAAGAGGAAAGCUGGCUUGAUGAGUAUGAAAAGGAUGAGAAUCGUUUUAGUGCCGGGAAAGGUGUCCACAUCAACCUGAAACGUGCAGAGAAAGCGCGGAUUUUGGUCAGCAAACUACCAUCUCUUGUUGAAAACUUGACUGCCAAGGUAAAGGCCUGGGAGAAGGAGAAAGGAAUGCCAUUUUUGUAUCACAAAGACCCUCUGUUGCAUACUUUGGAAGAGUACAUCAUCUCGCGGCAGGAAAAACAAGAAGAGAAGCGUAGAUCUCGGGAACAAAAACGGCUCCAAGAUCAAUUUGCUGCAGAACAAGAAACAAUCUAUGGUUCAAAGUCUGUCAAGAAACCUCUGGGUAAUGCUAACACAAUACUUGGUACUCCAAAUAGUCGUCGUGUAUCUACACCUUCAGGUCGUUAUGGUGCGUCCAUAGGGAAGGAAAAGAGAGGGAGCGGUAAUGUUGGUGCUGUAAUACCUGUAAACUACGUAGCUGUUGCAAAAGAUGAUCAGAAAUCUGGAGGAUUAUAGACUGAAAUUGUGACUUGUAGAAAGAUCAUACAUUCUGCUGAUUUUGCACAAACUAAGCCAUUCGUCCUGUGUGGUAGUAUAGCAUAUAUUAGAAUAAAAGGCCACGCAUAUUCAUUAUUCUUUUCCCAUUUACAGAGGUUUUAGAAGUUCUGCUAUGAACUGGGGCCUGAAAUGCGUAUAUCUUGUUCAUUUUCUUUGCAGAAUUUUCUUAUCAGAUGUCUGGUAAUUUGGCCUUA